AUCGAUCCUGCAUCGCGCGCGAUAGCGAGGAGACUCUGACUCGGACGACCACUGCUUGACUGUACUCUUGACCUCCAUCUCGUCAGCGCAAACCCAGUCUAGCGAAUAUUCCAACCACAUCACCCACCAUGUCCUUCAGCGACACCACCCAGACCACGAUCAGCCCCGUCGACCAGCAGUCCGUCUGCGUCCGCGACUAUCCCUCCCAACAGGCUGUCACCACCGCGCUCGAUGCUGCAUCUACAGCCGCUUCUCGAUGGGCGAAUGCGCCGCUCGGGCAGAAGCUCGCCGCCGUGACACGAUUUGUGGACUUGUUUGAAAAGGAAGCGGGGUUGACAGAUCCCAAUGCAGACAUCACCCAGAACCCCCUCGCCCGCGAGCUGACCGCCCAGAUGGGCCGGCCCACUAAACAGAACGCGGGCGAAUUCCGCGGUUUCGUCAGCCGCGCGCGCUGGCUCAUUUCCAGCGCGCAGGAGGCGCUCGCGGACACGAUCGUACCAGAGGAGAGCGUGAACGGAGCCACACUACAGAGGAGGAUCAAGCGCGUCCCGGUCGGGGUGGUGUUGAUUAUCGCGCCGUGGAACUACCCCUACCUCACCACCGUGAACGCGCUCGUGCCCGCGCUUCUCGCAGGCAACGCCGUCGUGCUCAAGCCCUCGCCGCAGACGCCGCUCGUGGGCGAGCGGCUGGCGGAGUACUGGGCUCAAGCCAACCCCGACCUUGCCGACAUCUUCACCGUCCUCCACCUCACGCCCAGCCUCGUCGCGAAGGCGGUGCGGCAUCCGGGGGUCGGCUACAUCUCCUUCACCGGCUCCGUCGCGGGUGGGCGCGAGGUCGCGCGCGCUGCGGCGGCGUAUGGGGAAGGUCCCAACGAAGUCGGCCUCAAAUCCGUCGGCCUCGAGCUCGGCGGGAAGGACCCAGCGUACGUGAGGGCGGAUGCCGAUCUCAGCUUUGUCGUCCCCGAACUGGUGGACGCGGCGCUGUACAACUCGGGCCAGAGCUGCUGUGCGGUGGAGCGCAUCUACGUGCACGCGUCCCUCUACGAUGCUUUCGUCGCCCAGUUUGCCGAGUUCGUGAAGAAGGAGUACAAGUUGGGCGAUCCGAAGGUUGAGGGGGUCAAUUUGGGCCCCGUCAUCAGCAACGCGGCGAAGAAGCGCAUCGAGAAGCAGGUCUCUGAUGCGGUCGCCGCCGGCGCCACCCCCCUCAUCCCCGCUGAGCUCUUCCCGGCCGCGGCGGACCCGAAGGGCGCGUACGUCGCCCCGCAGGUGCUCAUCAAUGUGACCAGCGAUAUGGAUGUGGUGAAGGAGGAGACCUUCGGCCCCAUCGUGCCGAUCCUGAAGGUCGCGGACGACGCGGAGGCGGUGAAGGCGAUGAACGAUAGUCGCUACGGCCUCACCGCAUCCAUCUGGACGAACGACACCGCCGCCUUCGACGCGCUCGAGCCGCAGGUGGAGGCGGGGACGGUGUUCCAGAACCGCGCCGAUUACCUCGACCCCGCGCUCGCCUGGGUCGGCGUGAAGGACUCGGGCCGGGGCGUGAGCUUGAGCAAGCUGGGCUUCGACCAGGUCACGCGCCCGAAGAGCGUGCACCAGAAGGUGCUCGUGGGCAAGUGAGUGUCGGGCGCGGUUGUAGUGGAGCGAUGGGUGCGGCUGUAAGGAGCGUUGAGCGCUGCUGUAGGGAAGCGACGGGUGGAGGAACGGAUGGAUGCCAUACGAGGGAUAAGACGAACGAUAUAGAUGACUUCCGUGUACUGUAUGGUGCGAGUUCGACAUGUACGACCAGUCGUUGUAUUUUGCUCGAUGUGUACCUCUAUCAACUGCUUGGCGCGAACAGCCUCGGUUUUUGUCUGAGAGGGUG
Molecule: messenger RNA, 1857 nt
Organism: Schizophyllum commune H4-8
Lineage: Eukaryota; Fungi; Basidiomycota; Agaricomycetes; Agaricales; Schizophyllaceae
Product: ALDH-like protein
Exons: 14
Coding region: 129-1613 (494 amino acids)
Molecular function (GO): aldehyde dehydrogenase (NAD+) activity
Source: RefSeq, a predicted model, not a curated record